Messenger RNA from Schistosoma intercalatum, 381 nucleotides. The record is from the annotation of a GenBank genome assembly. Lineage: Eukaryota; Metazoa; Platyhelminthes; Trematoda; Strigeidida; Schistosomatidae.
AUGGCUACUGAGCGUUCCUGGAAGCCUCUGAGUCUUUUUUACGUAGAAUAUCCUGAAGCUGAUGCUUUCGGAAAGCUACUGGCGUAUUCCAGUAUGGUGCCAAUAUUUAUAAUUUUCAGCAUCAUAACCCUUAUAAUGUCGAGAAGAGAUUUGCAUACGAUAUUUUAUUUUUGUGGUUGCCUGAUCAAUGAGUUGAGUAAUUAUAUUCUCAAAUACAUCAUUAAGCAGCCAAGGCCUUUCCCAACCAUUCACCUAGGUAUUAAGUCAUCAGGUAUGCCUUCAAACCACGCGCAAUUCAUGGGCUUUUUCUGUGUUUACAUUGGAUUUUUCCUAUUCAUAAGCGAUCCUUCAGUCGCCAGUUCACAACAUUUGUUUACUUAG